This is a messenger RNA of Osmerus eperlanus (European smelt), 9213 nucleotides long. RefSeq names its product proline-rich coiled-coil 2B (gene prrc2b). The coding region runs from base 224 to 6955 and encodes 2243 amino acids. Lineage: Eukaryota; Metazoa; Chordata; Actinopteri; Osmeriformes; Osmeridae. The transcript is spliced from 31 exons. Gene Ontology annotation, biological process: cell differentiation. The record is from RefSeq and is a predicted model, not a curated record.
UUUUCAUUUUCAGGCCGGGUAGGUCUUGCAACAACAGUAGUCAACGGGAAAAUAGAUAUAGAAUCGGCAGAACAAUCGCCAUCCAUCCGUUGAAAUAAAUAAUCUUUGUAGAAAUAAAUCACAAUAAUAAGUCAGAAGAAAGAGUAAGACAUACAUUUGACACAGAAGGCACACGGGAAGAGGCGCAAAGAAAAACUUCCAUACUCGAUGACAUUACAUCGCAAUGUCCGAUCGUUUGGGGCAAAUAACCAAGUCCAAGGAUGGGAAAAGCAAGUAUUCCUCACUCAGCCUAUUUGAUAAGUACAAGGGAAAGUCUAUAGAAACUCAAAAAACCACAGUAGUUCCGCGACAUGGCUUACAGAGUCUUGGCAAAGUGGCUGCAGCCCGGCGCAUGCCCCCACCUGCUCACCUGCCGAGUCUGAAGUCAGAGAACAAAGGAAACGAUCCCAACGUGAUUAUCGUUCCCAAAGACGGAACAGGAUGGGCAAACAAGCAGGAACAACCCGAUCAAAAGAGUUCCAUUGCAUCAACAACACAGCUGCUGGAGUUGCAGCCGCAGCUGGCUUUACAGAAGUCUGUCUCCAAUCUUCAGAAGCCCACACCAGCAACCAGCCAGGAGAGCACAAACACGGGUGGACCAAAGCAAUGGGCCCAACUAAAUGGAAAGGCAGUCGAACAAGAUGGUUCAAGGGCCUCAAACCGACUGCAGCCCUUCUCUCACGAGGAAUUUCCAACGUUGAAGGCAGCCGGGGAACAGGACAAGGUUGGCAAGGAAAGAAGCGCCUUCGAUCCGUCGUAUGGGCCCGGACCAAGCCUCCGCCCCCAGAAUGUGACGAGCUGGAGGGAGGGUGGAGGAAGGAACCUUCAGCCCUUGUCCCUGCCAUCUGCCUUGCCCUCCGACCCAGAGAGCAAGUCCAGCGGUGUGGCUGAGACCACGACCCCCCCCCCUCCCUCUCACGCCUCCGUUGCCUCCAUCCCCCUUUCCGCUAGUCCUUUGGUUACUGCAAUGGUUGUUGCAGCCCCCCCAUCCCCUGACCUCAAGGAGCCCUCUCUCCGGCCUGCCCAGCCUUUACGCAGAUCCACCCCCUCCUCCCUGCAGUAUCAGCUCCACCAUUCCCCCACCACUGUCUACCAUGACAUGUUGCCUGCCUUUAUGUGCCCCAAACAGACUCGUGAUGCCCCAGGCUCUGUUGAGCACCCUCCUGCCACUGUAGUGGCCCCAGUGCGCUUUGACAACAGGCCCACCUUCAGACAGCCCAACCCAGAGCCUGUGAACGGUGAGAUGAGACGAGAAAACCGCUUCAUCCGCGGACCCACUCGCCCCUCAUCCCGCCCCAUUCGUCGUCCUGGCGAACGACCUCCCCGUCCCACCAUCAUCAACCCAGAUGACCUUAAGGAUCUUGAUGAACUUGACAAUGAUUGUGAGGAUGGCUGGGCAGGUCUCCAUGAAGAAGUGGAUUACAGCGAGAAACUCAAAUUCAGUGACGAUGAGGAAGACCACUCUACAAUUGAGAAGAACCAGAUGUGGCCUGAGUGGGAGAAACACCGGGAGCGCCAGUCAUCCCUCAGUUCGGGGGAGGGGGCUUACCCCCAGGAUGGCACAGAUGAGGAGGUUUACCUAUACCACCGGGAUUCACUGGCUCACAAGAAGACCAAUGGCAGGUUCCCAUACACUGAGGCCCAAUCCCAGCAAAAGAGCUCUGGGUCAGGGACGAUCCACCAGGGUGAAACCCUUGAUGACCAGGAAGAGGUUCAGCGCCAGCCCCAGAAUCAGGCUCCACCUAGGGCAAAGUUUGUGUCGCCUGAGCUCUCUGAGGCAGUGGAGAGGGCACGCAGGCGCCGUGAGGAGGAGGAGAGACGGGCCCGUGAGGAAAGACUGGCUGCAUGCGCAGAGAAACUCAAGAAACUGGACGAGAAGUUUGGAAAGACAGAGAGGCAGGUCUUGAGGUCUGAGGACGAAGGGAAGGAGACAGAGGGCAAGGAGCUGGCACUCUCCCCUGGGAGGGAGCCAAGCAAAAGUCACCAGGAGAGCUGGCAGUACGGGACGAAAGACCCUUGUGACUAUCCCCAGGAAUAUUCCCCCGGCCAGGACUACAGAGAUGAAGCACACCAGGGCUUACCUGCCUACCGCAGUGAGGAUGAUUUCCCCGAGCCCACUUCUCCCUUGGCCGACUAUGGUCGCCACCAACCACCCAAGCCCCUUCCUCCCCGCUUCCAAAAGCAGCACCAGCAGCAGGAACAAGUAUAUAAAAUGCAGCACUGGCAGCAAUCUGGCCACCCUGCCCCCUCUGGCUCCAGCCACCCCCAGAGAGGCUACUACCCUCCUCACGUCUUGGGGUUUGACCCUCGUUGGAUGAUGAUGCCCCCCUUCAUGGACCCUCGCAUGGCCCAGGGCCGAUCACCUGUAGACUACUACCCUAAUGCUGUGCAAUCUUCAGGAUUGAUGAAACCCAUGAUGCAGCAAGACCACCUGAACAGUCCUGGGUCUGAUGAGGGCUGUCAUCCAAAUGUGCAUCAAGAGAGAAGGGCCCCUUCAACCGAGCCUUACCCUGUGUGGAACCAAGAUGGAUACCCUCCUCGCAGCUUCACCCCACCCUAUCAGAGGCAGCAGGACAACUCUGACCGGUGCCAAUCAGAUGACAGGAGUGACAGGACCUGCACCCAACAGGAUUCAUAUGAAGAGAGGGGUACUGAGGGCCUAGAACACCAGGGCUAUCACCAGAGCAGAGGUCUGGACCGAGACCCCCAGCACAAUCAAGGCCUUCUUGCCACUGCCCCCAACCGCUCGCAGCAGCACCCGGAUACCGAUUACCCCAUACUGGACCCCAAAGAUGGACACUUAAAGGACAGUACUGAGUCCCAUGAUGAGGUCUUUGAUGUCUCCAAAGAGAAGGGCUUUGACUCCGACUACUGGAGAAGAGAUGGAGGGCAGAAGAAGGAAGGCGGAGGUCAAGGGCAAUGGUCAGACCUAGGCUCCAGUUCAAGCAGCAGCAGUGUGAGCCAACCUUCUGAGAUCGGCGGGAAAACUCUGACACGCAGAACCGGACCUAUCAAGAAACCAGUACUGAAGGCCCUGAAAGUGGAAGACAAGGAGAACGAGAAGCCUAAAGUGGAACCCGAGGAAAAGACAGUUCCUUACCGCCUAGAGAAGGAGGUCCUUACCAAUGUAUAUGAUCUAAAGAAAGACAUCCAGUCUGUAAGUAACAGACGCGCAGCCUCACCUGCGGUUGAGAAGCAGCCAGAAGAGAGAAAUCAACUAUCACCACCUGUAAAGGUGGAGAGGCCUCCAAGUAAUAGUGACGAUUCACCCAAAGAGAACAGUUGGGACAGCAGCAAGAGCCAGUCGUCUAGGGAGAGCCAGGAGAGCAGGGAACCCCAGCUUCCCCGACGCAAUAACUGGAUUUUUAUUGAUGAGGAACAGGCAUUUGCAGGAGCCAGAGGAACGGGUCGAGGCCGAAGCCGGGGCUUCAGGGAGUUUAACUCAAGGGGAGGAGGCGGCCGGGGAGGACGAGGAGGAGAGAACUCAAGGGCAGCUUACAACAACAAUAACAGGGAUGUCCAAAGGCCAGGUAGAGGCAGAGGACUGCCAAGGGACUUUAUCAAGGUUGAGGAUCUCCAGAGAGGGAAACCACGAAGGCGCAAUGUCAGUGAGACGCUGAGUGAGGCAUCGGAAUAUGAGGAGCUGCCCAAACGGCGGCGGCAGAAGGGUUCAGAGAAUGGAGAAGGUGGGUGCCUAGACUCUGGUGAGGUCAGGAAGGCUGACCGGGAUUCCUGGAGGUCCAACAAGGUGUACACUGAUGAACAGGCUGUCAGCGAUUCCCGUGAGAAGAGCAAAGUCACAAAAGGGUUCAGCGGGCGCUCGCUUCCCCCGAGGUUGAACACCAGUGGAGGCUACAGCCGAGGCUUUGGUGGCUCCAGAGACAUCUCCACCUGGAGGGGCAGGGGAACCCAAUUUGGUAACGGAGGACCCAUGCAGGAGAAUGGCUACGGACUGGGAGCGGAAACCUACUUGCGCAGACCUCCAACAGAACGUGAACCCCUCAAACAUCCUCCCAAGUUUACUGCUGGCUUCUUCAUGGAGAAUGGUACAGAAGACCGUGGCGCUGACGGUGAAUGCUACCUAGAUAAUGACAAUGCUGACCGUCAACAAUUGAGGAGGAGGCGACCACCUCGCCAGGACAAGCCCCCACGCUUCCGUCGACUGCGUCAAGAGCAGGAACCUGGCACAUGCCAGUGGGCAAGUGAAGAGUACAUCAAUGGAGCAAACUUUGCCAACCCCUGGCCAGCUCGUUCCAAGGUGAGUGGAGAGGAUGGCUGGCCCAAUAGUCAAUACUCUGGAGGUGGACGGCUGGGUCCGCACGGACAGGCAGAAGACUGGGAGACAGGCUCUGAAAACAGUGACUUCAACGACUGGAGGGAGAAAUGUGGAGGUGGGGGUCAGCAGACCCAUGGAGAUUUACAAUCAGACUCUGGCCACGGCGAGCAGGGCGCCGGAGAGAAGAGGGAGCUAGCCAAGAGGAGCUUCUCCAGCCAGCGUCCCCUGGUUGACCGGCAGAACAGGAAACCAGAACCAACGAUGAUGGAGGGGAACAAGAUGCCACGGUCUGCAGAUACUUCCACAGCCCCAUCCUCCUCCAGCAGAAAUGACAGCUGGCAGAACGGAGUAUCACCAGGCUGCAAAAGGACUACUGAUGAUUCCGGCCCGGGCCUUGGCUCAGGUUCAGUCUAUAGCGUUGAGCAGUCUGAGGAAGGCUAUCAGAGUGGGCCUAAUGAGCCUUUGGGGAAAAAAAUCGAUAAGGAGCUGAAGGGCAGUUCUGUCAAAGGAGAAAUGGCUGAAUCUCUAUCCCAAUAUGAACGUUGCAGCUAUCCAAUCGAGAGUGAUGCUGGAGGCACAGUUCCAUGUUCGGAUGCAUACCAGGAUGCUUUGUCCAAAAAACAGCGGCGGCCACAGGAAGAUGAGAGGAGGAGAAAGGAACAGGGAGCUCCUGUGCCAGUGAAGAACAGAACAAUUACAUCAAAGAUGCCCCCUCGCUUUGCCAAGAAGCAGGGCAGUUUAGCAAUGGAGCAACCAGAUGAGGCACUGUCCACCAACAAUCUGGGCACAGAGAUCUGGGAGACCAACAGCUCAGCCCUGUCAGUCCAGUCAUCAGGAGGAGACUCAUGGACCAAGCAAGUGUCAUAUACAGGAAGUGAACCUAACUCUGAGGAUUCUGAUGCAAGCCCAGAACCCAGCAAGGAGCAGCACAAACCUGGCCCCAUCGGUAAUGAGCGAUCACUGAAACACCGCAAGGGCUCAGAGGCCGUUGAGCGCCUGGAAGGUGGCCCCAUCACACCUGUCAACGGAGUGGACCACCAUGUGGACACAGUGCUGCCAGUACCACCUAUUGAGUUUGGUGUGAGCCCCAAGGACUCAGACUUCAGCCUGCCAUCCGGCUCCACUCCAGUGCCCGUGUCCAACCCAGUUGCCAAGCUGCAGGAUGCCCUUGCUAGCAACCCGGCCCUUAACCAGAGCAUCCCCAUGCUACGCAGCAACCACCUGCAGCCAGGCAUCAACCUUAACCCAAUAUCCUUCCCCAGCGCAGACCUUACUCUCAAGAUGGAGUCAGCCCGUAAGGCAUGGGAGAACUCUCAGUCCCUCCCAGAGCAGGGCUCCCCAGGUGGGGUCAGCUCCAGCACCCAGCCCCCCUGUAGCGUGGGCUCCUCCACUGGGGUCAGCUACAGCUCUUUUGGGGCAAUGCCACCCAUGCCCGUGGCUUCUGUGGCACCCUCAAUGUCCAUGCAGGGUAACCAUAUCCCUCCACUGUAUUUGGAUGGCCAUGUUUUCCCCAGUCAGCCUCGCCUGGUGCCCCCAACCAUGACCCAGCCACAGAGCUACCAGCAGGCUGCUGCGGCACAGCAUAUUCCCAUCUCUCUGCACACAUCCCUGCAGGCCCAGGCCCAGCUUGGUCUCCGUGGAGGCCUGCCUGUCUCCCAGUCUCAAGAGAUAUUCAACUCCAUCCCUCCAUUCAGGUCCCAGGUGUACAUGCACCCCAACCUAUCCCAGCCCAGCCCCAUGGUGCUGUCUGGUGGAGCUCCACUGAAGGGCCCUUACUCAGCCUUCCCAGCCAUGCAGCCCUCAGACAUGGUCAAGCCCCAGUCAGGUUCCCACUAUCAACCUAUGAACGGAAGCCAGCCUCUGGUGUACGACGGACAGAUGAACCAGGGCGCAGGCAUGGGCUCCUCCCAGCUCAUGGAUUCCCAGCUCAUUCAGGUGACCAUGCCCUUACCAGGCUCCCAGCUGCGCUACGGCUCGGCCCAGCAGCACCUCAUUUUGCCCCAGUCUAUCCAGCUCCAGCAAGGCCAGAACCUGACAGUGGGAGCUCCGCGCCGCAUGAUGCCCCCCGUCUCCCAGCCUCCUGUCCUGACAGGCAACAGAGAGGCUUCUCAGAUGGAGAUGAAAGGGUUCCAGUUUUCUGACAAGUCCAGUCACUCCCCAGGCAUGCCAGGCUCCUACAGGCCUGGGUCUGCCAGCCCCAGUGGGAAGCCUUCUGGUCCCGGGGGUUCUAUGGGCCCACUGUCUGGACAUUACACUCAACAGGUGCCCCCUCCACAGGGCAGCAUGGUGAUGCACAUGCGCCCUCCCACCACUGGCCCUUUCCCUACCCCCAUCCAGCGACCUGUCAUGCAGGUCAACAAGACAGUCAUCAUCCGCUCUCCCCCUUAUCCCAACCCUGGCCGUGAGCCUCUCCACUCCACCCCACCCUCUGCCCCCGAACCCCCUGUCAAAGGGUCGGAGGAUGGCAUGAAGAGUAAAGGCCUGCAUGGCGUGUGCCAGGUAGUGGGUGAGGCCCAGGCUCCUUUGGGGGGCCUGACCAGCAAACUCCAGGAGCCCCUCAUCUCGGGCAGGCAGGACAAACAAUCACGCACCGGAGCCAUCAAACCCCAUGCCAUCAGAGUAGAGGAGGGCAAGGCAUAGCAACGGACCUUAAACCUCCACUUUCCCACCCAGAUUGCCAGCAGAAGCAGUUCUGAGCCCUCCAUUGCCCCUCCACCACCCAGAACUGGCAUUGAACAGAGGACCUGACUGGUUGGCAGGCAUACUGAACCCUCCCUGAACUGUCAAAACAGGACACUUGUUGUUAUUCCUUCACACCACAUACAGAUAUAUAUAUAUAUAUAUAUAUAUGCAUAGACACCAUCGUUUGGGACACUCUUCUAAGCAGACUUCAAGGUCCUUUUUAUUUAUUAACAUGUAUCUGUGUCCUUUUUUGCAAGAAGAAUAAUGAUAGAGGAAAACAUUUAAAAAAAAAACAAAAAAAAACGUUUGUUUUGUCCUUCUUGGAUCAGUCCGGGGGAAAAAAAAAGAAAAAGGAAACCGCCAGCCCCCGCACAGUCCAUUCUCCACACCCUUUUUGCCAAACUGUACUCAGACCUAUUUUUGGGACUUGCUCCCAAAAAAGGAGGCUGACACUUGAGACAAGAAAGCAAAAUUUGUAUAGUGUUUUCUUUUAAGUGGCACCUGUUCAUCUUUUCCCACUCUCCUUUUCACAUGAUAUGCGAUUAUAUGCUGAUAACAGUGGACAGUUUUAACUUUUUUUUUAUAUAUCAUUGCUUGCUUGCUCCAUUAUUAAAGGACUACUUUUAUUCAAUAAAAAUCCUUCAAACUCAACUUUAAGGACAUUAUUGUGGCUUAACAUGGGAAGCUUGAUCUGAUGUGAGUCAAUCUUUUGGCAGUCCUUAUAGGGUACUUUACAUAGGCUACAGCUCAAAGACUGACUAAACUGCUUAGAUUAUUAGUAUAAAAUGAUGGUCUUUAUUAUUUAAGAUGCUGUUAUUUUGCUUUUCCGUUUUGUUAUCCUCCGUUUAUGUACUUUGUAAACAAAAGCAAAAGUUGGGACAUCAUGUCGCCUCAUUGGAAGCUUUUGUGGCGUUGAUGCUGUGUGCAUGUGACACGCUGAGUGUGUAAAACCGCAGAGCCUUUCCACGGGACCUGCAGAGACAUUUCUAGAAAAGACUACCUGAAGUUAUUGGACAUAAUGCAGCUUAUGCAUAAUGUGUGGUUGGCAUAAUUUGGCUGUUCUGUUUUCAGGAAGCUGAGGGUGAACUUCAUUUAAUUAUUAAUGUAAAAUCAAAUCAAACUAGCCAAUAUAAAUUUUGUUUUUAUCUUUAUUGCUUAAUUCUUGGUUGUGAUGAGUUGGAAAUGUAUGACUUACCGUGAUUUUUCUAAUCCUCUUCAGUGUUUAAUGUUUUUUUUUCUCCCCAUAAAAAAAUCUGUAAUUCUUCCAUUUUAAUACAAUUUUAAGGAGAGGUGUUGUGAAGGAAUGAGUGGACACCUUUCUAUAUUCUUUCCCAUGUCAGGUCUCUGGUGUUGCAAGGAGAGGGAAAAAAUGCAGCCGAGCUAUAAUCUCAAUUAGGGUCCAAAUAUAUAUUUUUAUGUAUGAUUUGACUGCAAACAUGACUUAAGGUUAGCUUGAUGAUUUGAUGUCCUUCGCUUAAGCUUAUUUUGUGAGCACUACAGUUGCAACAGACUCUGAAGAAGGUAUAUUAGCUUUCUGUUGUUGGAAAGAUUUCUUAUUUUAAUGGUCACAUGGACACUUGGUUUGAAAUUCACUAUUCAGUGCGAUCAUAACUGAUUAUAUAUGUUACAGAUUCUUAUGGUAAUGCUUCAUGACACUACAACAUGUUCAGCUUCAUCUAUGUGGGUUGUGUUUCACUGGUAUACUGUGUACAUGCAUUGCAUACCUGUACAGUUAUAUUCAGACUUGAUCCAUGGGUGAAGCCUGAUAUAUAGGCUACUGCUUGAUUUAUAUAUUGUAUCACAAUAAAAGGAUUUAAUGUUAAAAGGCCUUUGUUUUUACAGGGUGAACUGUUUUCACUGUUCAUGAGUUGUUGUUUUUUUGUAUCCAGUUUCUGCUACUGUUUCUCUGUGUGGAUUGUCAGCUUUGGACUCAUCCAGUAGUUCAGUAUACAGAAACUGCUUACAUACACCAGAAGCUGUUUUGAGGGGUUUCCUGUUAUCUACACUCAUACCUGUAACUACACAGCAAGAUUUCAUCCAGGUGCAUUUUUUUUUCUCUACUUUUAAGUUUUUGUCAAAGUAUCAGUGCUCUCUGGAACUGAUUACAGUAUUCAUCCUACCAAAUAUUUUUCCUUUUAUUACCAUGUCUGGUCAUUGUUCGCUCUUUCCAUGCUAAAAAGAGCUAAGUGAAAAUAAAGCAGUUGUGCUUUAUCAAA